GGAAAGAAAAGGAGAAAGCAGGGAAGACGUGAAAACUCUUAUUUUGUACACUGGAUUUCGAUUUUAAUGGAAUAUGUUGAGGAUAUGAGACAAAUGUUUUCAGCCAUACAGUUUUAGACUGCCAGUGAAUUAUCCAUCUGCAUUUCGAUGAUACAUUUUUUUUAGAUUUUCUGUCUUUUUUAGCGUGCACAUAUAGCUUGCUAGCUAGUUUGUUGGUUAGCCGUAGUCAUUUUAUUUUAUUUUUUAUUGUCGAUCAGAAUGGCAACAACUGCCCUGUACGCCUGUACGAAGUGCAAUCAGCGAUAUCCGUUUGAGGAGCUAUCACAAGGACAGCAGCUGUGCAAGGAGUGUCGGAUAGCACACCCUAUGGUGAAGUGUACAUACUGUCGGUCCGAAUUCCAGCAGGAGAGCAAAACCAACACCAUUUGCAAGAAGUGCGCUCAGAAUGUCAAGCAGUUCGGAACGCCCAAGCCGUGCCAAUACUGCAAUAUCAUAGCGGCGUUCAUUGGCACCAAGUGUCAGCGUUGCACCAACUCUGAGAAGAAGUAUGGCCCCCCGCAAACCUGUGAGCAGUGCAAGCAGCAGUGUGCCUUCGACCGCAAGGAGGAGGGCAGGAGGAAGGUGGACGGGAAGCUGCUGUGUUGGCUCUGCACGCUGUCGUACCGUCGUGUCCUGCAGAAGACCAAGGAGCAGAGGAAGGGACUGGGCUCCUCCCACUCCAACUCGUCUUCCCUCAGUGAGAAGGAGCACCACUCCAGACACCACCACCACCAUCACAACCAUCAUCACCAUCACCCACAUCAACACCGGCACAGCAGCUCGCAGAACAAACUCAGUAGCAGCCUCAGUCCGGAGCAGGAGCCAGGACUGUGGAAGCAGAGCCAUAAAUCAUCUUCGAUACAGAAUGACACCCCAAAGAAGAAACCCAAACUGGACUCAAAGCCGUCAAAUGGAGACAGCAGCUCCAUCACGCAGUCCAUGGACUCUGGGGGGACAGACAACUUCAUCCUGAUAAGUCAGUUGAAGGAGGAAGUGAUGUCUUUGAAAAGACUUCUUCAGCAGAGGGAUCAAACUAUCCUGGAGAAGGACAGGAAGCUGACGGAGCUGAAGGCUGACUUCCAGUACCAGGAGUCCAACAUGAGAGUGAAGAUGAACAACAUGGAGAAGGCGCACAAGGAGGCGGUGGAGCAGCAGCAGACCAAGAACAGAGAGCUGCUGAAGCAAGUGGCCGCCCUGUCUAAAGGCAAGAAGUUCGACAAGUCUGGGAGCUCACUGCUGUCGUCGUAAACUCGCUGGCAUGACCGUACCUCCACCCGAACCACCCACCCUCCCCCAAACACCAACCUUGAACGGAGCAAAAACGGUUCUCUGUUUAACACUGAACCCCUCUUGAGAACGUAUUUAUUUUUUUACUGCUUUCCUCCAUUUUGAUUAGUGUUUUUUUUUUUUUUUGUAUUUGAAAGAAUUGCAGGAGACAUGAACUUCAAUCAUGAAUACUUUUAAUACCCCCCCCCCCCCACAUUCACCGCAGGCACAUCUUUUACACCUAUUCUCUCUUUCGCUUUCUCUUCUCUCUCUCACACACACACGCGCGCGCACACACACCACACCGCGUUCACUCCGGUGAUCAAGCAGGCUCUUGCUCUUGUCUGCAGAUGGGAUGUUGCGUAACGUGGUACCCGGUCACAGCAUGCUGAUGAAACCAUGGUGUCGAGUUGGAGCCUUCUCUAGUGUGACUUUGCGGUGAAAAAUAAUUUUUUUCAUUCACUCAUCACCCUUUUCUGAGGCUCCUUCUGCAGACCGGAGAAAUGUUUGCUGCGCUGUGAGGAAAGCUUGAGGUGGUGUGGACUCUUGAGACGGGGGGGUGGGUGAAUCUGUCAACACCCCGGGUUCCAGAACACUUAUUUUUAUUGCCUACUAGGCUAUUCUGCAUUUUAAUACACCUCCACAUAUCCUGCAUGUUGAUGCACAUUUUUAUUUGUAUUUCUAUUAUUUUUAUUUUUUUCCAUUGUGUUUUCAACUGCACAUUUUUAGUAGCUAUUGUAUACAACUGAGUUUCUGAUUGGUCUGACCGUGAACGGACUCUGGGGGCCUGUGUUCACGGUAUCCUGUAUGCAAGCGUGGAGCCGGAGUGGCGGAGGAGGAGGGUUUGGUGCGGACCCCUCGCGUGGCCGUGGUGGAACGCACCGUUUCCCUGCAUGACUCUCCGCCGGAAGACUGACUCUGUGGUCUCAUCUACUGUACCCUCAUUUUUAGACGAAUUUCCAGAAUCAAGUGUAAAGAUUUUGACGGUUAAGGCCUUUGUGUAUUUAAUACUUGUUACUUGUAUCGGUUCCUAGUAAAUAUAUGUAAGGCAAUUAUCGUACCGAACAAUAUACUUUUAAAAACAUCUACUUGACUUUUUACAGGUAUGUGGAGUAUGGGGCUGUACCUAAAGCAGGCUCAUACCUCUACUUUUGUACUUUUUCUUUUUUUUCCUUUUCAAAACUGAUGUUUCAGAAAUAUUAAACAUGGUGAAAUGA
Molecule: messenger RNA, 2522 nt
Organism: Conger conger (European conger)
Lineage: Eukaryota; Metazoa; Chordata; Actinopteri; Anguilliformes; Congridae
Product: protein FAM76B-like
Exons: 10
Coding region: 259-1287 (342 amino acids)
Source: RefSeq, a predicted model, not a curated record